AUGGGCAUCUGGCGCCUACUCCUGUUGAUAUUGUUUUUUGACGCGAUCUUCAAGGUCAUGGUCGCUGGCGUAAUGUACAGCUCUCCUGGCGACCUUGUUUUUGGCAAGGGGGACUCUACCAGGGUCGGAAGAGUCAAAGGCCACUCGUACAUAUGGCAGCAUCGGCAGCUCAUACGGUGCUCGAGCACAAUUCGGAUGAUCUUCAAGGUCAUGGUCGCCAGAAGAAUGUACAGCUCUCUUGGCGAUUUUGUUUUAUACACGCUCUUGGCAAGGGGGACUCUACCAGGGUCGGAAGAGUCAAAGGCCAAUCGUACAGAUGGCAGCACCGGCAACUCACACUGUGCUUCGGCUGGCCUUUCCAUGGUGAUGAUCAGUUCGAGUUCGGGUUCUGUACUUUAG
Molecule: messenger RNA, 399 nt
Organism: Prorocentrum cordatum
Lineage: Eukaryota; Dinophyceae; Prorocentrales; Prorocentraceae
Source: the annotation of a GenBank genome assembly